UCACCCAGCACACCCACACAGUGCACUCGUUUUUGCAACUUGCAUGGAGAGGUUGGUAGAAGAGAUUUGAUUGGUGUCAUAGAAUUAAUAGAAUCCUUAAUCAGGAAACUCAAAAUUUGUUAUCUAUCUUAAUUCAUAAGUCUUAUUACAGAGUCGAGUCGAGUCGAGUCGAUCCAUCAUGGGAAACUCGUGUGCGUGUGCAUGUUUCAGUCCCAAGGAGAAGCAGCAGGUGACGUCCUUCGAAAGAGAACCCUCAAAACGCUUACCCAACUCUUCGCCUUUCUCCCCCUUCUCCACUACCAAAAGCAAAAGCAAGAAGAAGGGAGAUCUUGAUCAAGAGUACUACGACGAUGCUCUCAUUCAACAGCAGGCCCAGCUUGCCGCGGCUCUCCUCUUCCAGCAUCAUCAGCAGAGCGGUUCUUUGCCCCUCAACCGCUCCGCUUCUGUAGUCUAUCCCUCUCCUGCUCCUAAAAAGAUCCCAAGGAGUUCCAGUUCUGGGCAGCACUCACGCGCCGAUCCCACUCUCAUUCACCCUCAUCACCUUCUUAAUAAGGAUCUAAAGAUUGAAGGUCUGGAAACCAAUCGUUUUGUCCUUGUUCACGGAGGUGGCUUUGGUGCCUGGUGUUGGUAUAAAACUAUGACACUUUUGGAAGAAAGCGGAUACAGAGUCGAUGCAGUUGACUUAACGGGCUCUGGAGUUCAUUCAUUUGAUACAAACAGCAUUGCCACUCUUGCACAAUACGUAAAGCCACUUACUGAUAUCCUAGAGAAACUAGGAGAUGGGGAAAAGGUGAUCUUGGUGGGACAUGAUUUCGGUGGUGCUUGUAUUUCAUAUAUAAUGGAGUUGUUUCCCUCUAAAAUCUCAAAAGCGAUUUUUAUAGCUGCAGCAAUGUUGAGUAGUGGGCAGAGUACCCUUCAUGUGUUUUCCCAACAGACGGGCUCAAAUGAUCUGAUGCAACAAGCUCAAACAUUUUUGUAUGCAAACGGGAAAGAUCAGCCUCCAACUGCUAUUGAUCUUGACAAAGCAUUGGUGAAAGACUUAUUGUUCAAUCAAAGUCCUUCUAAGGAUGUUUCAUUGGCAUUAGUUUCAAUGAGGCCAAUUCCUUUUGCACCGGUUAUGGAGAAGCUCUCACUUUCUGAAGUAAACUUUGGCUCUGUUCGGAGAUUUUAUAUAAUUACUCAAGAAGAUUGUGCCAUACCCGUUUCUCUACAGGAGAAGAUGGUACGCACAAAUCCCCCAGAAGAGGUGUUUUGGCUAAAAGGUUCUGAUCAUGCACCUUUCUUCUCGAGGCCUCAGUCACUGCACAAAAUACUAGUAGAGAUAUCACAAAUUCCACCAAGCAUGUCUGAAUAGGAUUGCACCAGAGCCUGGCGUGAUAAAUAUCUGGCACGUUGUGGCAAGCAUAUGGUAAGCGAUAAAUGAUAUUUUGCUACCCAAAUACACAAUUAUUGAUUUUUUUUUUUAAAAAAAAAAACACAAAAUCAGACCUUAAUCCAUUUACAUGAUUUUGUGAUUUUUUGUUUAAUUAAAAAAAAAUUAAUAAUUGUGUCAUAAAGUCGCAACAUAUCAUAUCUCUAUAAUAAGCAUCAUUGUGCAUGUCUUGUCAAAGACUUGGAGUUGAGCAACCACAAUAUAUCGGUGAUCAUGUGCAUGCAUAUGCCGUUGCUCCCUUAUUGUAGGCUUGUAGCUAUCAUGUAUAUGGUGUACCUCUGGCAUCUUCCAAUCUGUAUAGGAUGUUUACAUUUAUUUUAUAACCUUGAUAGUACCAAUGAGCAUCUAUCAAUCGUAUUUCACUUC
Alnus glutinosa is the source of this 1798-nucleotide messenger RNA. RefSeq names its product putative methylesterase 11, chloroplastic. Gene Ontology annotation, molecular function: methyl indole-3-acetate esterase activity; methyl jasmonate esterase activity. Bases 179 to 1354 code for a protein of 391 amino acids. The record is from RefSeq and is a predicted model, not a curated record. Lineage: Eukaryota; Viridiplantae; Streptophyta; Magnoliopsida; Fagales; Betulaceae. The transcript is spliced from 5 exons.